Messenger RNA from Echinostoma caproni, 369 nucleotides. Lineage: Eukaryota; Metazoa; Platyhelminthes; Trematoda; Plagiorchiida; Echinostomatidae. The record is from the annotation of a GenBank genome assembly.
UGGGACAACCACGAACGCAGUCUGCAAUUGGAGCAAGUUCACCGAGCUCGUGUUCUAAAGCGAAUCAACGAGAAGGUGAUGAACAAGGAGGGCACAUGGAUCGACUGGCAGUAUUUGUUGACCGCUGCCGAUCGACUUCGGGAUUGCCGUUACACGCUGAAAUACACCUACCCGUUUGCUUAUUUCUCGGAGAAUUUCGAGCGGAAAGAACUUUUCGAGUACCAACAAGCUAUGCUCGAAUUGGAGGUGGAAGAACUGUCCUGGAAGAUUGAACAUGCGGAGGUUACGGACCGAGCCGAUUUGCAGAAUGCGAUGGAUGUUUGCGAAAAGCAUCGGCAAACUCUGCUUCAGGAAUUUCUAUCCGAUUAA